UGGAGAAGUUGGCACAGUCCAAAUGUAACUAGGACUAUUAAUGCUUCUGUCACCCCAACUGUACCUCAACAAUACUCCAUUAAUGCCUCCGCCAUCUUCAAAUUUUAUUCAGAACUUUAUUUUAACCAAAACCCAAAACCGUAGCUUUAUUUUUCUCACCCUCAUUGCACUUCUAGUGAGGAGGAAAAUUACAAUGCCGACUCUGCUCUUGUAGUUUCCGCUCUCAAGUUUCUGCUGCAUUUGGGUAGGAAAAAAGGAAAUCUUGACUGCUGGGUCUGAAAAUCGGAGUGAUCAAGGUGCUAUUUAUUUUGGAAGAAAGAGAUUACAAAUUUGAAGCAAAAGUGUGCAUUGGGUUGUUGUUGAAAUCUUGAUUUGUUGAUAAAUUUUUCAGCAUCAAUUGGAGGUGCAAUUGGGAUUAAACAACUUUUAUAGAGAAAUUUCAUUUUUCUUUGUAAUUGUUGUUGGUAGUGAUUUACUUCAAUAGUGAAGAUGGUGGGGAGCAUUGAGGCUGCGAAUGGAAGUUUGCACUCAAAUGGGUCUGUUCAGAAUUUCAAUGGUUUGGAAGAGAAGCUUGAUGAGCUGCGGCGCAUUGUAGGCAAGGCUGAUGGUGAUCCAUUGAGAAUUGUUGGUGUUGGGGCAGGUGCUUGGGGUAGUGUUUUUGCAGCUGUUUUGCAAGAUAGCUAUGGUCAGUUUCGAGACAAGAUUCAAAUAAGGAUAUGGAGAAGAGCAGGAAGGGCUGUGGAUAGAGUCACCGCUGAACAUCUUUUUGAAGUGAUCAAUUCAAGGGAGGAUGUGUUGAGGAGGCUGAUCAGGCGCUGCGCGUAUUUGAAAUAUGUGGAGGCAAGGCUAGGGGACCGGACACUUUAUGCAGAUGAGAUUUUGAAAGAUGGGUUUUGUUUGAACAUGAUUGAUACACCACUUUGUCAUUUGAAGGUGGUGACCAAUUUGCAGGAGGCUGUCUGGGAUGCCGAUAUCGUGGUAAACGGCUUGCCUUCAACUGAAACAAAAGUGGUGUUUGAAGAGAUUAGUAAUUAUUGGAAGGAAAGAAUCACAGAUCCCAUUAUCAUCUCUUUGGCCAAAGGUAUUGAGGCUGCACUCAAGCCUCUUCCACAUAUUAUAACUCCCACGCAGAUUAUUUACCGCGCAACUGGAAUCCCUCUGGAGAACAUACUUUAUCUGGGUGGACCAAAUAUUGCCUCGGAGAUUUACAACAAGGAAUAUGCAAAUGCUCGAAUUUGUGGAGCUGAGAAGUGGAGAAAACCUCUGGCCAAGUUUUUAAGGCAACCCCAUUUUAUUGUCUGGGACAAUAGCGACCUUGUUACGCAUGAAGUCAUGGGUGGUUUAAAGAAUGUAUAUGCCAUUGGAGCAGGGAUGGUAGCAGCCCUCACAAAGGAGAGUGCUACCAGCAAGUCUGUAUACUUUGCGCAUUGUACGUCGGAGAUGAUAUUUAUUACUCAUUUGCUGGCUGAAGAGCCUGAGAAGCUUGCAGGGCCUUUGCUGGCUGACACAUAUGUUACCUUACUGAAAGGAAGAAAUGCGUGGUAUGGGCAAAUGUUAGCCAAAGGUGAAAUCAACCGGGAUAUGGGUGAGAACAUCAGUGGAAAAGGAAUGAUUCAGGGUGUCUCUGCAGUCCAAGCAUUUUAUGAACUUCUCAGUCAAUCGAGCCUGAAUGUGUUGCAUCCUGAAGAAAACAAGCCUGUUGCUCCAGUAGAGCUCUGCCCCAUCUUGAAGACACUAUAUAAAAUAUUGAUAACAAGGGAGCAAUCGUCACAAGCUAUUCUUCAAGCAUUGAGGGAUGAGAAUUUAAAUGAUCCAAGGGAACGCAUUGAGAUUGCGCAGAGCCAUGUCUUCUAUAGGCCUUCACUUCUGGGGCAGCCUCUGAAUAAUUUGAAAGUGCAAGAGAAAGUGGUAACAUAACUCUGGAAGCAUCAAGUAAUGGCAUUCUUGGACUGCAUUGGCGAAAAUUAAAUAAGCACGCUGCUCUUGAAGUUUAUGUUUAAUAUAACAAUAUAUACAUGAAUUGGAUAUUUUUAGCUUAUGCUUCAUAUGAUAGGUAUAAUCUGUAUAUAUGAGUUAAUGUAAUGUAAGUUCUGCUGAAACAAGGUUUCCCUGAGUUUGUCAAUUGCAAAGUUUUACUGAUAUUCAAGUACUCAAGCA
Rosa rugosa (rugosa rose) is the source of this 2157-nucleotide messenger RNA. RefSeq names its product glycerol-3-phosphate dehydrogenase [NAD(+)] GPDHC1, cytosolic. Gene Ontology annotation, biological process: glycerol-3-phosphate catabolic process; carbohydrate metabolic process. The record is from RefSeq and is a predicted model, not a curated record. NCBI's taxonomy places the organism in Eukaryota, Viridiplantae, Streptophyta, Magnoliopsida, Rosales, Rosaceae. The transcript has 6 exons. Gene Ontology annotation, cellular component: glycerol-3-phosphate dehydrogenase (FAD) complex; cytosol. Gene Ontology annotation, molecular function: glycerol-3-phosphate dehydrogenase [NAD(P)+] activity; NAD binding. The coding region runs from base 490 to 1917 and encodes 475 amino acids.